Lodderomyces orthopsilosis Co 90-125 is the source of this 3546-nucleotide messenger RNA. RefSeq names its product Msu1p (gene MSU1). Gene Ontology annotation, molecular function: 3'-5'-RNA exonuclease activity; RNA binding. The transcript has a single exon. The record is from RefSeq and is a predicted model, not a curated record. Bases 1 to 3546 code for a protein of 1181 amino acids. Lineage: Eukaryota; Fungi; Ascomycota; Pichiomycetes; Serinales; Debaryomycetaceae. Gene Ontology annotation, biological process: mRNA catabolic process. Gene Ontology annotation, cellular component: P-body; exosome (RNase complex).
AUGUUCGGUCACAAUAAUGCUGCAACAAGUGUGUUGCAUAAAAGCGUAAGCCGAAGACGAGGUUUACAUUCAUGUGUGUGUUUGAGGCGGCACUAUGUGGAGUACAAUAAAUCAAAUAAAGAGAAAGAUGGGGAACAUUGCCAUACAAAGAACCUGGCACUGAACAGGAGGACCUCGCGAUGGGAUAACUCCGCUAGGUCCCCUGUAGAGAACAAGUUUCAAAAGAUUGAAAAAAAAACCGCUUCGUCACUGGGAUGGAGUAAACCUCCUCCUAGUCUUCUUAAAGACAAUAAUGACGAGUUAACAAUUCCCAAUUAUGAAGUUCGCAACACAGCAUCUCCUAAAAAGAUUGAUUUCAGUGCCUUAAAAUCUUUCAUAAAAAGUGGACAGGAACUUGCACAUGUAAAUAGACUGGAAGUUGAAAGCCCAAAACAGGAUCAUGAACCAAAGAUAGAACGGUUGUCGGUAGAAUCAAACACCUCUACAGAGAACGCAGUUGAUCUUACAAAGCUUAUUGGUAUAAUCAAGACGAAAAAGAAGCACUUUGAUAUUGAACAACCCAAUUUUAAUUUAGAUAGACCAAAUAAAGAUAUUCUUGCCGGUAUCAAAAACAAGUCGGAGAUCUCAAAAAAACUCCAAUAUAGAGACCCAUCAAAGGUUUGGGAAAAAGAAACUGGUAAUUAUAAUGAGCUUAAAAGCUUUUUCAAGCAAUUACCCAAGAGGGCCAAGAUCAGCGGAAGGGUUAUGAACGAUCCUGUGAGGGUGGGAGAUUUGGUCACAUUUGGUACGGAAAGUCUACGGUUGUACAUUGUGGCCGAUACCCCUAAAUCAUUUGAUUCACGAGUUGCCACGUUUCUUUCUGAUAAAGGUGAGAUUGUGUUUUCCAGCUUUUCGAAUAUAAGCUAUCGGAUACCACUGGCCAUACCUGAAAGGUAUAUGGAAACUAUUCAGAACUUUGUUAAUAAAGAACAAAAGUAUUUGGACUAUCCUCCAGUAGGAAUACCUGAUUCAAACUUCACCCGAUCUACUAAAUCGUUACCAUUCGAGUUACAAAAUGAGUCUGAAAGUGAAACCACUACUGAAAUGGAAGGCGAAGUGUCCGAAUAUGAUUCAAAUGAUCUCGUUAUAUCUCAAGCCUCAUCACAGCUAUUGACCAAUUCAGAUGUUCAGACAUAUAUUAUACCGAACGCGGCACGAGCAUUGUACCACAACGCGUUAACAGAGAUAUCGAACGCUGCGUUUCGACAAGUUCAUGAUACAAACAGGAAAUUAGAAGAAUUGCAUAGGAUUUUGCAAAAUGAUGAGACUGGCGAGAUAAAUGCACCUCGAUCAAUUUCAAUAUUCGAAAUAUUGGCUAAAUUAAAUGCCAAACUGGAGCCAAGUUUUUCCUCGGGUAAAGCUUGUUUGGGCAUUCUCCCUCAUCAACUGGUGGACUAUGACUCAACAAGCUUUCCAGCUGCAGAUUAUUUGUCUGUUCUUUUUGCAUUGAAAAAGCAAAGUCGGUUAUGGACAAUUCAGCGAGACAAAGCAUCAUUCUCGCCAACUAAGGUUAUCAUAUGGCCGUUGGCGCAAAUUUCCCAUGAGGAUCAGGUUGUUAAAGAUUUGAGACGGAAGGGUCUAGAACAAGUAGCAAAAUAUUGUGCAGAUAAGCUAAUUGGUAAAUCGAAUAGGGAGCAUUUGCCUUUAUACAAUGCUGUAGUGAGCAUGUUGAAGGAGUACGUCAACGGAAAGUUUGAAAAUGAUCCUAUGGUAUCGACAACAAUUAUAUCCUUAUUGAGGAGGAUUGAUAAAUUACUUGCAAAUGCAGGCCAGACAACCCCUGAUGACAUGUAUAAAUAUGAGUAUUCAUUCGGAAAGGCGUACGAUUUGUUGACAAGGUUGAAUGAGGAUGUCAAUGUCAAUCCUUUCAAAUGGUCAGCAGAAAACAACUUACCUGGGGAAGAAACUUCUGUAAAAGCAGACUUGCAAGAGUCAUACUUCAAGUAUUUUGAUAAGGUAUACGAGCUCCCGGAGAAAGAUGAUAUUGCACAGAGAACCUUGGCGAGAAAUUUGUAUCAAGAAGACCCUCUUGGGGAUAAGAGAAUCGAUAUGAAGGAAGUGCCCAUAUAUUGUAUUGACGAUCCAACAGCCCACGAGAUUGACGAUGGGAUAUCCAUAUACGAGGAGAAUGACAAGUAUGUGAUUUCGAUUCACAUAGCGGAGCCAAGCUCCUACAUCAGACCGGAUUCCAUUGUAAGCAGUAUUGCCUAUGGAAAGUCUUCAACCACGUACCUUCCCGAGGCCGUAUUCCCUAUGUUGCCUCAAAUCGUAUCUAAGCUUGCUGGAUUAGGAAGCGAUUCAGUGGAGACGAGAACUUUUGUUGUGCAAUAUAGAUUGAGUAAGAAGGACAUUGAUGGUUACAUUGGUGAAAAGUUGAAAAACAGUCUUUACACUCCCGACAACAUGUUUCUCGGUAAAAUCAAGCAAGAUAUCUACGACAGCAGCGACGUGAAAUUUGCACUUGUCAAGAGAUUUCGUCAAGGCUUCACAUAUGAAGCAGUGAAUAAAUUGCUUCAAGAUGGGCUUAAAGUUGACAAUUAUCGUGAAAAAUCAGUUUCUGGAGAUGCGGAUUUUGAUAAUUUGAUAAAAUUGCAAUACAUUUCUUCAAUACUAUGGGGGAUUAGAGAAUCAAACAGUGCAUAUACAAGUGGUCAGAACAAGAAAUUGACCGUGGGGCCGAACAAAAACUUUAUCUCAUCAAAGAUCAUUGACGAAGGCAGCUACAAACUUCGUCUACCUAACAGUGACCAGGUCAUUGAGACCUCACCCGAAAGUACAAAAAAUAUAUCAAUCCAGCUAGUGACAGAGAAUAUGAUUAUUGCCAAUCACUUAACCGCCAAGUUUGCUACUGACAAAGGCAUCAAGAUUUUGUAUCGUACAUUAGAUCCAAAGUUCAAUACAGAAUUAUCCCAAGAGUACAAGGAGCUUGUACAGAACGGAGGAAUUGAUAUUGAUCAGGAGAAAUUGAUAAAUCUAUAUGCAUUCUUGACAAGAGGAGUGAUCUCGGACAAACCUGACAAGCAUUUUAUGAUGGGGUUGAAUAUGUACACAAACAUAUCUUCUCCUUUACGAAGGUUUAUUGAUAUGGUGAACCAAUGGCAAUUUCAGGAUUAUUUCCUCGGAAGAACAACAAUUUCUGAUGAGAGUAUAGGAGGAAUCGUUUCGCGAUUGAAUGCUAGGAAUGAUAUCGUGAGAGGGUUACAGAGACAAUCUGUGACCUUUUGGCAAUUGCUAUUCCUUAAAAUCUUUAAUGAGCAAAACAAUGGAAACUUGGCAGAAAAGUUGGGGUUGAAGUUGUCACUUCGAUCCAACCCUAAAAAGGGAAUGACGGUUGCAGCUAACUUGGAGACAUUCUCCAGUGUCAAUGCCCACGUUGAGGUUAGUCAGGACUUGUUGGAGGACGUUGCCUCCGGGGAUUUAGUAGUAGGGGGGCUACUCAAUAACUCAAAGCUACAUUUGAAAAAGAUUGAUGUGAUAGAGAAUCAAUUAGUGUUUGAAUAUAGAUGA